CAUUCUGCUGUGUCCUACCGUUGAAUAUUCAAACUGGACUAUAACCGACUAACAUGUCCACAGCACCAGAGGAAGCAAAAUAUGUUCUUGGGGACAGCGCCCCCGAGAAAGUUAGAUUGACCUCUCAGUAUCUCAUGGCGAAGAAAAUUCUGGGCCGCACAUCACCUCUUCCAUCGUGCAUCGACAUCAACUCUGUCUCCAGUGUCCUUGACAUUGCGGCAGGAACCUGUAUCUGGACUUUAGACCUCGCCAAACUUCCUGAAGUCACUUCACGCCUCGCCAAUGCCAGCACUUCUACUGGACAAUCUCGCGAUCCAAAGGCCCCUUUGCAACUAUGGGCGUGCGAUAUCAGUACGGCGAAGUUCCCUGAGAAGGAAAUCGCGGACAGUGUGGGUCUCAAGACGUUCGAGCAAGAUGUGACCAAGCCAUUCCCUUCCGAGUUGUACGGCACAUUCGAUUUGGUGCAUAUGACGCUACUGGUGUACGCUUUGACGGAAGACGGAUGGAAGAAGGCUCUACAGAACUGUAAGGAUCUACUGACACCUGGUGGGCAUCUCAUCUUGAGUGAGACCGAUGCCGUCUUCUACACGGAAAGUGCCCCUCCACCCACACCCAGUGAGCGGCAUGACUUUGCGGCCGCCAUGAAUGGCCCCACAUGGAGACAUAAAUGGAACACUAUGUUUACGGGCGGCGCGCUCAGUAACGGCUUCAUCACUGACCUCUCCUAUCGCCUUCCGGACCUCCUGAAUGACAUCUCUCUUCCCAUCAUCCACUCGACGAGAGGCAUUUCGCCGUUCGGCAAGCUUUGCCACGUCUACAAGGGUCUUGACGGUGGUUCACUGGCAUCAGAGGCAGACUUCUCGCUUGAGAACUUUGACUUGGUGUUGGAAGUAUUAUCCCAGUCGAUGUUGAAGCGUGGGGUGCUCGAGGCGCCCCAAGGAACAAAGAUAGAGACCGAAGAGGGGAGGAAGCUUCUGGUUCAGGAGAUUCGGGAUGGGAUCAAGGAGGAAGGUGCAUGCAUCAUCGCCUGCGAGUUGGUAGCCCAGAAACCAUGAGUAGUUAGUCGCAGUACGAGCAGAGGUGUAUCGUUGGAGUUUCAUGCAUGCUUCAUUGUAAU
Molecule: messenger RNA, 1117 nt
Organism: Stereum hirsutum FP-91666 SS1
Lineage: Eukaryota; Fungi; Basidiomycota; Agaricomycetes; Russulales; Stereaceae
Exons: 4
Coding region: 54-1055 (333 amino acids)
Source: RefSeq, a predicted model, not a curated record